UUUUCAAACAUCGGCUUCAGUGGGAGUUUUGAAAUCCUAGUGCAUGUAAACCUCAGGAGUUACCUGUGAUGGUAUCAGUAGGGUGUGUCCAAGGAGGGGCGUGUUUAAGUUCAGAUCUCGAAAAUUCAAAAGUUUGUUCUCAGGCAAGUUGCCGUCGUGUUGCAAACCAUUGCUCAAAUCUUCUUGAUGCAGUGCUAAUAUUCAAAACGUGGUUCAUUCAAAGGCAAAGCGAUCUUCCAUCCACAACCUCUGAGAUAGAUAUUAAAUCCAAUGGUGAAGGUAGUAUCCUACCCUAUAAUAACAUGACUAAUGGUCAGCACCCAGUUUUACACAAUCAAAUAAAUCAACAUUCAAGUUAUAUUGAACGAGAUUGGGUGAUGAUGCAUGCUAAAAGAACAGAAGGUCAGUUAAAUCGUCUCCGAAAUUCGGUUGUGAGUAUGCGUGCUCAGCUUCAAGCUGGACUUCGCCAUAAACUAGAGUGUGAACAGUUGCGAAGGGAUUUGGAAAUGCACAAAGAUACAAUAUCUCACUAUCAGAAUAUCAUCAAUGAAGGUAAUCGGCUUCGCGAUGAUUUAAGAGAGGAACUAGUUCGUGUUCGAAAAGAAGCUGCUAUUGCUCGAUCACGGUUAACUUCAGCGACAACUCAACGUGCUGUCAACAGUCCAGUUACUAGUACCCCGCAUGCUCCUAAUCAUCAUCCCGUCGAUGAAGUCGAUAAAAUGGCUACAACAAUGAUGGUCAUGACCAAUCAUGCAGAGCAUAGUCAAUUACAUGAUCUACCGCCUCAAGAUACUAUAAUUCAAUUACGAACGCAAAUAGAACAUCGUAUUAGACUGUCCGAGUCUCUGAAAUCUGAAGUUAAAAACCUAAGAGAAACAAUAAGAGGAAUGCUUGAAAAGGAACUCGCUCAGUCUCAUAUUAUUGACUCAAUACGAACAGAAUUUAAAACCUUAAUUGAACCUUUUUGGCGUUUACUACAAAGGAAUUAUGAUUUAAAUCAAAUGAAAGUAUUAAAUGCAAUAUUAAAUAUCCACUGUAUAACACGAAUAGCCAAACUGCUUACUAUUCCGAUUCCUGACCAUGUAACUAUGGAAUUAUCUCAAUUCACUGACUGUGAUCCGGUUGUUGCAGAUAGCAAGUCUCAGAAGUUUAGUAGAAAAGCCUCAAAGUCAGUGAAUAAUUCUACCAUAGCUAAAUCACCGAAAAAAGAUUUUGACGAAUCGAAUGGAAACAUUCAUCUCAUUAAUUCUCUAGCUAAGCCUUCAACUGAUCGAAAAGCUUUUGAAGUGCAUAACAGUUCUAAUGAAACGUCUACAGUUAAAAGUGGCAAACUAUCUAUCGGUUCAAAUAAAGUGGAUUUAGAUGAACCUGGUCAAGAUGAAAUACUGAAAAAUGAUCCACCUUGUGAAAUAGAUAAAGUAGAAUUAAUGUCUGACUACUCAUCAAGUGAGAGUAGUAGGUGUGAUAGUUUGAAAUUUCCUGAUAUAUCUCCCUCCUCUUCUGAUCAUGAUGACGAUGGUGGUGGUGCUUUUAAUAAUAAUGACAAAAGUAAAAGUUCGAAUGGUAACAAUGAUGAUGACGAUAAUAAUACUGGUGAUGAUAAUAAAGAUUCACAAGAGUCUUCUAAAGAUAUAUUUGAGGAUCAAAAUGUAAUUAUUCAGUCUCCUCUUCGUCAAUCGAGCAUCACAACCGAUGAAUCAAAUGGUCUCAAGGGUAAAUCAGUAAAUAUUAGUUUACUGUCCUGUCAUGAAACUUCUAACAAUGAUUUUAAUUCCUCUGUGACUCUAAAAGAUAUUCAACCUGCUGAAAACACAGUUUCUGGCUUACAAUCAAAACAUGUUAAAAACAAUUCUCAGGUAAUAAAGGAAGAUCUAAUCAUUUCGGAAGUGUCGUCACAUGAAAAUGUUACGGAUAAUAAUAAAGGUGAAAAUGAAAUAAUCUGUUCUGAUUCAAAAACAUUAAACUCCUCUUGUAUUCCAAAAUCUUCCGAAAAAUCUCAUAAAAUGGUCACUCGAAGUAAAAUGAAAAAUGAUUCUCAAAUAAUUGACUGUUCACCGAAUACAUCAUCUUUUCACUCUAAUGAUAAUCUUUCAAUUAAUCUAUGUGAUAAAUCAUCAGGUUCCACAGCUAAAUUGAUUUUAGAGGAAACCUCAUAUUUGAAAACGUCAACUAAACCACUUGUACAUCUAAUAAAGAAAUUAGAAAAGCGCUCUAAAAUAAACGUAACUUUAGAUGAUAAUGUUCCCUCUCGUGUACUGACCUGUCCUUCGACGCUUUCUCGUGGUUCCAAUUGUCCUGCAUUAUCAUUAUCAUCAUCACUUAAUUCUGAUGUUCAACUCUUUUCAUUAUUAUCAGAUAAGUAUUCAUCUGAUAUUUUACAGUGGUGUGAUAGGCUGUGUUCAUCAUCUUUCUUGAGUGACAUUCCAAAAAUCUGUUCUAGUAGUCAAAUGUUAUCUACUUCGACUAAUUCUAAGACUCAGCUUCAAGUCCCCGUCAUUGUCGAAGCUCCCCAAACUCAUUCCAGUCCGAUAAUAAACAAACAACUAUGUAAGCUGAAUGAUGAUGAAAAAAUAAUUCGUAAAAGGAAGGUAACCAAUGAAUCCCAUUGCGGGAAAAAAAUAGUAUUAGAUGGUUUAUCCACUGAUUUGUCUUUACUGGAGGCUGCAAAUCAUCUGAAUACUGAUAAUACAAAACCAGAUCACCAAUAUGCCGAGAUAAAACAAAAAUGUAUUAAUUUCCUAUUAUCAACCAAAGAUUCAAUUAAAAAUGCGCCAACAGAUUUAUCUAGUGAAUUGAAACAAACGAAUAUGCCAAUGCAAAUUAUUCUAUCUUCACUAAAUACUAUUUUAACUUCAGUCAAUUAUUCAAAUUGUUCGUUACUUUUAAAAUCAAUGGAUGAGAAAUUUGUAUCUUUAUGUCAUGGUAUAAGUGUUGAUCAUCAAAUGGAAAUGUUGCAUUGCUAUCAACAAUCUACUCAAUGGUUACUUAAUACCUGUAAUAAAUUCACUGAAAUAACUCAAUAUUCGAUUGCUUGUAGUGUUAUUUUCAAAUUAUUAUCUACUAAUUUAGAUCUUGUUCAGGUAGAAUGGUCUAGACAAUUUUUAAUUCAAUAUCUGAGUCAUUUAUUUCAUCAAGCAUUUACACAACAAGAUUUUGCUUUAUAUUUAAUGCCACAUAUAAUAGAUAAUUGUUUAAUUGCAUUUCCUAAUUUAUGGUGUAAUGUGGAAUUGAUCAAAAAUGAUUUUGAAUUUCAUUCCCGUACUCCAGCGGUGGUUGAUAAUAAUGAUCACUUGUCAUUUUCUUACAUAACCACUACAUUAAAAACAUUAUUAGCUUGGCAGGAAGCACGGGAAGCACGAAAUGCCUGUUUAAAAUCUGAUGUUCAGUCUAAUUCUAACCAGGUAGCUGUUUACCGUAGACUUCGUCAAAAAGGUUGGCUACCCGCUAAAGCAUCCGAGUCUUCAACACCUAUUGAGAUGCAUAAUUUUGCAUUCUCUCAACAGACUCAUCGUAUUCGCUGUUUAUGUCUUGGACUGGUAGAUACAUGUUUAAAUGUGUGUCGUGAUCAUAUCACAGAUGAUUCUUCAACACAUGUGACGAUAUUGUCUAAGACGGUGGUUGAUUCAGAUAUUAUUUACUCUUUAAGAUUAAUUCUAUCUGCAAUGGCUUUUGUUGUUGGUGAAGAGGCAAUGAUCGGUUUCCAUGAUGAACAGCCUGCCAGUAUUUCUUCAAGAUCUAGAAAUCAUCAACGUACACGAAGAUAUCGGCAAGUGGAACGACACCGACAGCAUGGUUUGUUAGGUUGGCUUCUCACGGGUCGACUACUUCCAUGGUUAACAAAAUGUUUGAAAAUGAAAGAUUUAUUAUCAAACAAUGAUAUAUUGAAUCUUAUUAGUCGUUUAAGUUGUUUAAUUACAGAUAUCAUUAUCUAUGGUUCACAUUUAUUCAAAACUAAUAAUCCUGGGAAACAAUGUAAUUCAUUAAAACAAUUAUUAUUCGAUACUGGAAAUCAAUUUUUAAAUAUAUUAAAUCAUAAUAAAUCAAAGGAAAUUAUGAAUAAUAAAUUAUUAUUCAUCUAUAUAAUAUGUUCCAUUCGUUUAAUUGCUUUUAAUCCAAAAUUAAUUAUUCAGUUUAUUGGUAAAUUACCAUUGGAGUUAAUAAUUAAAUUUAUUGAACAAAUAAAUCAUAAUGAAUUAUUCUCUUAUUUAUGGCCAUCCUCAUCAUCAUCAUCAUCAUCAUUGUCAACAACAUCUUCUAUAACACAUUCAUUGAAAGAUCUAAUUGAACAAUCUAUUUCACUUGUAAAUAACAGUAGUAAUAAUAAUAAUAGUGAUGAUUCCGAUAUAUCUACUGAACUAUUACAACAAUAUAAUCAAACAUGUCAAAUAAUAUUAACUAAAUUAUCAUUGUAAAUCUCUAUUUGUUUAAAGAUAAUGAUUGAUUUAUUUGUACAUUUUUUUGUAUUUAUAAGUCUAUAGUUUUGUAAAUUUUUGAGUUUAGUCUUUGUACAUAAAAGAAAAAAAAAAGAACUAGUCAUAUUUUGUAUAGCAGGAGAUAAUAAAUAGAAAACAACUACAUAUUUGUACAUUCACAUUAUUUAUUUGUACUGGAUCUUACUUGCAAUAUGUACUUUUAUUGUUAUAUACAUUUAUUAAAAUUGAAAAAAUACACAAAUUGUCUUAUUGC
Messenger RNA from Schistosoma margrebowiei, 4686 nucleotides. The record is from the annotation of a GenBank genome assembly. Lineage: Eukaryota; Metazoa; Platyhelminthes; Trematoda; Strigeidida; Schistosomatidae.